UUUUUUAAACUUGUUUCCUGUUAUAACUUCCUAAAAAGAAAGAGGGUGAAUCAUCAAAACAGAUUUUCAUCCUCCUCUCCUUAAUUUGUCAUCAGGUUAAUUUGCUAAGAAUGGAGACAUUUUUGUUCACAUCAGAGUCUGUUAACGAAGGACACCCAGACAAGCUCUGUGACCAGAUAUCCGAUGCGGUUCUAGAUGCCUGUCUAGAACAGGACCCUGAAAGCAAAGUUGCUUGUGAAACUUGCACCAAAACCAACAUGGUUAUGGUUUUUGGUGAAAUCACCACCAAAGCUAAUAUCGAUUACGAAACCAUUGUUCGUGACACUUGUCGUAAGAUCGGGUUUGUUUCUGAUGAUGUGGGACUAGAUGCUGAUAACUGCAAGGUUUUGGUCAAUAUCGAGCAACAAAGCCCUGAUAUUGCCCAAGGUGUGCAUGGUCAUUUGACUAAAAAGCCCGAAGAAAUUGGGGCUGGUGACCAAGGUCAUAUGUUUGGUUAUGCUACUGAUGAGACUCCUGAACUUAUGCCACUUAGUCAUGUCCUUGCUACUAAACUUGGAGCCCGUUUGACCCAAGUUCGUAAAGAUGGGACUUGUACGUGGCUUAGGCCCGAUGGCAAGACCCAAGUGACGGUCGAGUACCAUAACGAUAAAGGAGCCAUGGUUCCACUACGGGUCCAUACUAUUCUCAUUUCGACUCAGCAUGAUGAGACUGUUACAAAUGAUGAGAUUGCAGCUGAUCUUAAAGAACAUGUGAUUAAGCCUGUGGUUCCUGGUAAUUACCUUGAUGAGAAGACUAUUUUCCAUUUGAACCCAUCGGGCCGUUUUGUGAUAGGUGGGCCUCAUGGUGAUGCAGGGCUUACUGGCCGUAAGAUCAUUGUGGAUACAUAUGGGGGAUGGGGUGCUCAUGGUGGUGGGGCUUUUUCUGGAAAGGAUCCAACUAAGGUGGACCGUAGUGGGGCUUACAUUGUAAGGCAAGCGGCUAAGAGUAUUGUGGCUUGUGGGCUGGCUAGGAGGGCUAUUGUUCAAGUAUCUUAUGCUAUUGGUGUCCCUGACCCGUUGUCGGUUUUUGUGGACACUUAUGGAACAGGGAAGAUACACGAUAAGGAGAUUUUGGCGAUUGUUAAGGAAAACUUUGAUUUUAGGCCUGGAAUGAUAUCGAUUGACUUGGAUUUGAAAAGGGGUGGUAAUGGUAGGUUCUUGAAGACUGCUGCUUAUGGGCAUUUUGGUAGGGAGGACCCUGAUUUCACAUGGGAAGUGGUUAAGGACCUCAAAUGGGUUAAUCCUCAUCAAGAUUAAUUAGAUCAUAAUAAAACAUAUGCUCAUCUUGUUUUCAUUUGCUUUCUAGAUAUAUAACAAUAUAUGCAUACAUGUUUUACUGUGUUC
Molecule: messenger RNA, 1382 nt
Organism: Erigeron canadensis
Lineage: Eukaryota; Viridiplantae; Streptophyta; Magnoliopsida; Asterales; Asteraceae
Product: S-adenosylmethionine synthase 5
Exons: 2
Coding region: 111-1295 (394 amino acids)
Biological process (GO): S-adenosylmethionine biosynthetic process
Cellular component (GO): cytosol
Molecular function (GO): ATP binding; methionine adenosyltransferase activity
Source: RefSeq, a predicted model, not a curated record